Messenger RNA from Amaranthus tricolor (Joseph's coat), 3122 nucleotides. RefSeq names its product U-box domain-containing protein 52-like. The record is from RefSeq and is a predicted model, not a curated record. Gene Ontology annotation, biological process: protein phosphorylation. Lineage: Eukaryota; Viridiplantae; Streptophyta; Magnoliopsida; Caryophyllales; Amaranthaceae. Bases 310 to 2736 code for a protein of 808 amino acids. The transcript has 10 exons. Gene Ontology annotation, molecular function: ATP binding; protein kinase activity.
AGAAAUAUUGACAUUGUUUAUCAAAGAAAAAAAAAACUCAAAGGAAAAAGAGAUUUAACUCACUUUUCUGAGAGUCAGAAUUGAUUAAUUUAUCAUUAACGUUAUAAACUUAAUUUUAUAAGAUACUCUUCUUAAGGCAAUCUCCUCUGCGUCCUCUAUUCGCAAGAUUGAGGCGCUGAGGAGAUUGAAAUUGAGAAGAAGAAAAAGAAAAGGAGGAAAAGUUUGGUAUGUGUGUUUGUUGAUAACCUGAAAGAUUGAUAAAGAUUAAAAAAAAGUAAGAGAAUCAAAAAAAAAAAAAGAAAAAAGAAAAUGUGGAAUCAACAAGCCCAAGCCCAAGCCCAAGCCCAAUCCCUAUCCGGGGAGGUAAAGAAAGAUGGUGUAGUUGCUGUGGCAAUUGAUAGAGAUAAAGGAAGCCAAUUUGCUUUAAAAUGGGCUGUUGAUAACGUCCUAAGCAAGGGUCAAACUGUUACCUUGCUCCAUGUUAAGCUUAAGCAAUCUACAAAUGCCUCCCAAUCUUCACCUUCAAUUGUCUUCUCUAGUGUGAAUAAUGAAGAUGUAACUAGAUCUGUUAAGUCUUAUGGUGAAACUCAAGCUCGAGAAAUUUUCCUUCCUUUUCGAUGCUUCUGCAGUCGUAAAGAUGUAAAAUGCCAUGAGGUUAUAUUGGAAGAUAAUGAUAUUUCAAGAGCUUUGAUUGACUAUUGCAAUUUAAAUGCUAUUGAGGUCAUGGUAGUAAGUCCUUCAACAAAGAAUGGAUUACUAAGAAGGUUCAAGGGGCCAGAUGUUGCAACAAAUUUGAUCAAGGGUUGCCCUGAAUUCUGUACAGUGUACCUGAUAUCGAAAGGUAAAAUGGUAUCUGUUCGAUCAGCCACUCGGCCAGCCCCUAUACUUAACAGUCGAAGCCCAAAAGCGAGCUCUCCAAAUGUUCGAAGUGCAAACAAUUCCCCAUCGUUUCGUACUAGUGGUGCUGGUGCUUCUAGAGACAGGGAAAGGUCACCAUUCAAUCCUGAAAGGUUUUAUGAAGAAUUGGAAACAAAUACAAUCAGGUCGCCAUUUACUCGUGGACGAGCAGCAAAUGGAAGGGCGUAUGGCGAAAUUGGGAUGCCUGAAAGUGAUAUAUCAUUUGUGGGUUCGAGUUGGCAAAACAAUGAAAGAAUAAGUGCUGAUCUCCCAUCAUAUGAACGUACUUCGUUGGAUAUAAUGGAUUAUGGACAUGGAUAUCGAAUGUCCGGUGCAUCUGAUUCAGAUCGGUUAAGUAUUGGCUCAGCACCCGAAAGAAGAUCAUUAGACCAAAAUGCUUUAGUUGAUUAUUCAGGUCCAACUCAUAGCGGGUUCUCAUCAUCUUCUAACACGGAGGAUUUUGAGACUGAGAUGAGAAGAUUAAGACAAGAACUAAAGCAAACUAUGGAGAUGUAUAAUGCAGCUUGCAAGGAAGCAAUACUUGCAAAGCAAAAGGCAAGUGAACUUCAAAGAACAAAGUUAGAAGAGGAUCACAGGUUAGAGCAGGCACGUUCAUCUGAAGAAGCUGCGCGCGCAGUAGCUGACCAAGAGCGAGCGAGAACAAAAGCAGCCAUUGAAGCAGCGGAAGCAGCGCAAAAGAUAGCCGAACUUGAAGCACAAAAGAGAAUUCAUGCUGAAAAGAAAGCAAACAGUGAAGCUGAGGACAAGAAGAGAGCUCUUCUAGCUUUGAAUUACAAUGAUAAUAGGUACAGAAGAUAUACCAUUGAAGAGAUUGAAAUUGCUACUAAUAACUUCUCAUCAGCACUUAAGAUUGGGGAGGGAGGAUAUGGCCCUGUUUAUAAGUGCACAUUAGAUCAUACUCUUGUUGCCAUUAAGGUUCUUAGACCCGAUGCAGCACAAGGAGAAUCGCAGUUUCAGCAAGAGGUUGAAAUCCUAAGUUGUAUAAGACAUCCAAACAUGGUUCUCCUCUUAGGAGCAUGUCCUGAGUAUGGUUGUUUGGUCUAUGAAUACAUGUCAAAUGGAAGCUUAGAAGAUUGCCUCUUCAACAGAGGAAAUGCUCCACCACUUCCAUGGCAGUUAAGAUUUCGUAUUGCUGCAGAAAUCGGAACAAGUUUAUUGUUUCUUCACCAAACAAAGCCUGAGCCACUCGUUCAUCGUGACCUUAAACCAGCAAACAUCUUACUUGAUCGAAACUACGUGAGCAAAAUCGCAGAUGUUGGACUAGCAAGGCUUGUACCACCAUCCGUGGCUGAUACUGUAACCCAAUAUCGAAUGACUCAAGCAGCCGGGACAUUUUGUUACAUCGAUCCGGAGUAUCAACAAAGCGGAAUGCUAGGGACUAAAUCUGAUGUUUACUCCUUGGGCAUCUUAUAUUUACAGUUGAUUACAGCCAAACCAGCAAUGGGUUUAACACAUCAUGUACAAAGGGCAAUUGAAAGGGGCACCUUUGAAGAUAUGUUGGAUCCUUCUAUUCAAGAUUGGCCUUAUGAAGAAGCCUUAGAAUUUGCUAAACUUUCUCUUAAAUGUGCUGAGUUAAGAAGAAAAGAUAGACCAGAUCUUACACAAAUAUUACCAGAACUCAAUAGAUUGAGAGAGUUUGGUGAUGACAACACACCUACCUUCAUGCUUUCUCCUAUUCAUCCUAGCAUGUACAGGCAAAACCAGUAUACCACAAAUAGAUUUUCACAGGAUGUAAUAAGUGAAAGCACAUCAAGAAGCUCAGAAUUAAGUAGUGGAAGAAGUCCAAGAAGUUCACCAUAUUUAUCAGAAGUUUCAUAGUAACUUUCCCUCCAUUCAAAUUCAAAAAUCACUAUAAGAAUUGAUCAAUUCUGAACUCACUUAAGAGAUGAGAUCACCUAGCUUCUUCUCCUAGUCUCUCUAGUCUCUUGCCCCAAAUUGAAGCUUAAAAGGACAAACAAAAUUAAAAGGAGCGUGAGUUAUUCUUUUUAGUAGUUAUACUUCUCUCAUAAAACUCUCGCAUAAAAAAAGAAGUACAGCUAUUAAAAAGAAAGAUGAUAGUGUAUAUGUUAUAGAAUCCAUGAUGAUACACAAUUACAUACAUGGGAGAAAGGUGUACAAUUUUCUAAAUAAUCUCAAUAGUUGAAUGUCAUAUAAUCUUAAUUUAGAUUUUCUAUUAGAUUAAUUUUUGAAAUGAAAUUUCAUCA